Pteropus alecto (black flying fox) is the source of this 1812-nucleotide messenger RNA. It is a transcript of the gene SLCO3A1, whose product is annotated as solute carrier organic anion transporter family member 3A1. Gene Ontology annotation, molecular function: protein binding. The coding region runs from base 1 to 1797 and encodes 598 amino acids. The transcript has 10 exons. Gene Ontology annotation, cellular component: membrane. Gene Ontology annotation, biological process: prostaglandin transport; sodium-independent organic anion transport; transmembrane transport. The record is from RefSeq and is a predicted model, not a curated record. Lineage: Eukaryota; Metazoa; Chordata; Mammalia; Chiroptera; Pteropodidae.
AUGAAGUGCUACCCGUACUGGAGCCUGUACUUUGCCACCAACAAGGACUUCCUCGCCCCCUGCCGUAUGCUCCUGUUGCAAAAAGAAGCCAAACAGUGUCCCCUGGAGCCUGUGAGCGUGCUGACCACCCUGGAGCGGAGGUUCAACCUGCAGAGCGCCGACGUGGGGGUCAUCGCCAGCAGCUUCGAGAUCGGCAACCUGGCGCUCAUCCUCUUCGUGAGCUACUUCGGGGCGCGCGGGCACCGGCCGCGCCUCAUCGGCUGCGGGGGCAUCGUCAUGGCGCUGGGCGCGCUGCUGUCCGCGCUGCCCGAGUUCCUGACCCACCAGUACAAGUACGAGGCCGGCGAGAUCCGCUGGGCCGCCGAGGGCCGCGACGUGUGCGCCGCCAACGGCUCGGCCGGCGACCAGGGGCCCGACCCAGACCUCAUCUGCCGCAGCCGGACCGCCACCAACAUGAUGUACCUGCUGCUGAUUGGCGCCCAGGUGCUCCUGGGCAUCGGUGCUACGCCCGUGCAGCCGCUGGGCGUCUCCUACAUCGACGACCACGUGCGCAGGAAGGACUCCUCUCUCUACAUAGGAAUCCUGUUCACGAUGCUGGUGUUCGGACCAGCCUGUGGAUUUAUCCUGGGCUCUUUCUGUACCAAAAUCUAUGUGGAUGCUGUCUUCAUUGACACAAGCAACCUGGACAUCACUCCGGACGACCCCCGCUGGAUCGGAGCCUGGUGGGGCGGCUUUCUGCUCUGCGGUGCCUUACUCUUCUUCUCUUCCCUCUUGAUGUUCGGGUUUCCACAGUCUCUGCCCCCACACUCAGACCCCGCCAUGGAGAGCGAGCAGGCCAUGCUCCCCGAAAGAGAGUACGAGAGACCCAAGCCCAGCAACGGGGUCCUGAGGCACCCCCUGGAGCCAGACAGCAGUGCCUCCUGCUUCCAGCAGCUGAGAGUGAUCCCCAAGGUCACCAAGCACCUGCUGUCAAACCCGGUGUUCACCUGCAUCAUCCUGGCCGCCUGCAUGGAGAUCGCCGUGGUGGCCGGCUUCGCUGCCUUCUUGGGGAAGUACCUGGAGCAGCAGUUCAACCUCACCACCUCUUCUGCCAACCAGCUGCUCGGGAUGACUGCAAUUCCCUGCGCCUGCCUGGGCAUCUUCCUGGGCGGCCUCCUGGUGAAGAAGCUCAGCCUGUCUGCCCUGGGGGCCAUCCGGAUGGCCAUGCUCGUCAACCUGGUGUCCACAGCUUGCUACGUCUCCUUUCUCUUCCUGGGCUGUGACACGGGCCCCGUGGCUGGGGUGACUGUUCCCUACGGAAACAUCUCAGCGUCCGGCUCGGCUCUGGACCCCUACUCACCUUGCAAUAAAAACUGUGAAUGCCAAACCGAUUCCUUCACCCCAGUGUGUGGAGCAGAUGGCAUCACCUACCUGUCUGCCUGCUUUGCCGGCUGCAACAGCACGAAUCUCACGGGCUGCGCGUGCCUCACGACCGUCCCGCCCAAGAACGCCACCGUGGUUCCCGGAAAAUGCCCCAGCCCCGGAUGCCAAGAGGCCUUCCUCACCUUCCUGUGUGUGAUGUGUGUCUGCAGCAUGAUCGGGGCCAUGGCACAGACGCCCUCGGUCAUCAUCCUUAUCAGGACAGUCAACCCUGAACUAAAGUCUUAUGCCCUGGGAGUUCUGUUUCUCCUCCUUCGUUUGUUGGGUGAGUAUCACUAUGUAUUCGAUUCUAUUCUACCCUAUUCUAUUCUAUUCUACCCUAUUCUAUUCUAUUUAUUCUAUUUUUAUUUAUUAUUAGGCAGGCAGGCAACGAGCUAGAUAGUGACCGAAGUA